AUGAAUGCAUCUCGUCAAAAACUGGAAUUACAUUGGAAGCAGGAAAGCCUAAAGGAUGCCGCUCUUGCCAAGUGUGGAAGGAUGUCGAGCUCAAACAUUAUCAUGUUUGAAGAUAUUUUUGUUGUUGACAAACUGGAUCCUGAUGGCAAAAAAUUUGACAAAGUGACUCGCAUUGAAGCACAUAGUCAGAAUUGUGACAUGUUCAUGCACCUUGAUGUGAACACUGAUGUAUAUCCCAUGUAUGUGAAUGACAAAUUCACAAUGGCCUUGGCCCAUACACUGAAUUUGGAUGGUACACCUGACACUGGCUAUUAUACUCAGGCAGGGAGAAAAACUCUUGCUGACAAAUAUGAAUAUGUGAUGCAUGGGAAGCUUUAUCAGAUUCAAGAGGAAGGAUCAAGAAGGGCAACUCGAUCGGAGAUAAUCAUUUCAUUUGGUGGGCUGCUGAUGAUGUUGAAGGGAGAUCCUUCUUAUGUCUCUCAGUUUGAGCUUGAUCAGAAGUUGUUUUGUCUGAUCAGGAAGCUGUGA
Dovyalis caffra is the source of this 528-nucleotide messenger RNA. The record is from the annotation of a GenBank genome assembly. Lineage: Eukaryota; Viridiplantae; Streptophyta; Magnoliopsida; Malpighiales; Salicaceae.